Molecule: messenger RNA, 1614 nt
Organism: Meloidogyne enterolobii
Lineage: Eukaryota; Metazoa; Nematoda; Chromadorea; Rhabditida; Meloidogynidae
Source: the annotation of a GenBank genome assembly
AUGAAUUUUAAUUCAACUAGAAUUAAAUUAUUUAUUUUUUUAAUUUUUGCAUUUGUUGGUAAAAUUAUGCCAAAAUGUGGUAGAGAACAAUUUUCUCAUGAAAUUCUAUAUUUGGCUGAUGGGCAAUAUUAUAGUCACUAUCUUCUGGCUAGAGAAAUGGCAAAGAUUUUGAAUGAAAAUUAUUGCGUGACAUUUUUAAUUGCAACGUACAAAGGAAAAAAUACUCAUCAUGUUAAUCUUGAACAAGAAGUUCAAAAUCUUUUAGGAGAAGAUAUUAAAGCUAUACUUCUUCCAAUUGAUCAAAAAUAUGAAAAUAGUAAAUUUUAUACUAGUGGAGUUGGUCUACUUCCAAGCAAUUGGGAUCAAGAAAGUAUAACAACUAAUUUGGAUAUUUAUUGGAAAAUGACUAAAUGUAGAUCAGUUACAUUUUUUCAAACUGUGAUAAAAAAUGUUCCUGUUUAUGUGGAUGGUCGUCAGUAUGGAAUAUUUGAAUGGCUUAAACAUCAAAAUUAUCAAUUAGGAAUAGCAGAAAUAGGUUCAAUAACAUCAGGAUUUGCUUUAUUUAAUGAAUUAGGAAUUGAAAAAACAAUUGCAACUACAGCAACGCCUGCUAUACCCGUUUUUUAUCAUUUUUUAGGAUUAAAAAUUCCUAUUGAUGUACCUGAGCAUUAUUCUGCAUCAAAAGGUGAUGGAUUAAGAAAUGCUGAAAUUCGUAAACCAGGAAGUGCUCGACAAAUUCAAAAUAAUAAUAAUUAUAAUGAAUUAAUUAGAAAAUUUACUGAAAUAUAUGAUACCGAAUAUAAACAAAAUUAUAAUGUUCAAUUGAUAAAUUCAUCAGCAAUUCCUCUUAAAAAACCUUUUAAAUCACCUAGAGCUUUAUUUUCUAAUGUUAAAUAUUUUUUGGUUAAUCAUUCUGAACUUGCUGCAUAUCCUAGAGAUUUAAAUAAUAAAAUUAAAUUUAUUGGAGGAAUUGCAAUUGGUGAUCAAAUGUUAGAGAAUUAUCAAUCUAAAGCUUUAUAUAAUAAUGAUUAUUUCACAGAUGGUGCUUGGAAUAAUAAUGUAGAAUGUGUUGGUUUUCUUAGUAUUGGAACACUUGCAUCUUUUAAUGGAAUAGAUCAAGAAAAUUUAAACACAAUGUAUCGUGCACUUGGCAAACACCCCGAAUGCCAUUUUUUGAUAAGAAUUGAUGAAGCACAUUUUCCUAAUGAUCAACAAAAAAGAGAUUUUAAGUUAAACAAUGUUGAAUUUAUUAGUGAAAAUAUUCCUCAACAAGAAAUUUUGGCCCAGAAAAAUACAAAAAUUGCUAUAAUACAUUGUGGACAGAAUAGUUUAACUGAGGCUUUAUAUGCUGGUGUUCCAGUAAUUUGUAUUCCUUUACUUGGUGAUCAACGUUAUAAUGCUUCAGUUGUUGAAUAUCUUCAAGUUGGUAUUUGGGUUCAAGCUCCUCAUUUUCACCAACAAUUUGAAGAUGCUUUGAAUAAAAUAUUGAAAAAACGAAAUAAAUAUGAACAAAAUGUUAAAAAACUUGCUAGAAGACUUAAUGAUCCUUAUCGUGAUACAUCAAAAGAAAUAUUUCUUCAAGCAGUACGUGAUGCGUUAAAUGUUGAUGAUUAA